Molecule: messenger RNA, 1880 nt
Organism: Aspergillus saccharolyticus JOP 1030-1
Lineage: Eukaryota; Fungi; Ascomycota; Eurotiomycetes; Eurotiales; Aspergillaceae
Product: putative neutral amino acid permease
Exons: 3
Coding region: 248-1762 (504 amino acids)
Biological process (GO): amino acid transmembrane transport
Cellular component (GO): vacuolar membrane
Molecular function (GO): amino acid transmembrane transporter activity
Source: RefSeq, a predicted model, not a curated record
UUGUUAUCGCAACGUCCACCAUCGAUCAGCCAAGAGGCCAUCCCUAGUUACCAAAUCGUAGCAGGGUUAGUCAAUAAGGAUGGGCAAUUAUUGCAGGACAAUACUACCGCCAAUCCUGCAUAUCAACAUGCAGGUUUAAUUGCAGUGCUCAGAAACCAUUUAUAAGAAUGAUUAAUUUCCCGCAUCAACAGCGGGUGCUGGCUGGCUUUCCCUCCCCGAUUGUUCACACCAACCUCACGAAUGGACCAUGGCGCCCAACGAGGUCAAAGACCUCAAGAUCUCGCCAGCCAUGCCUGGUGGCGAAGACAUCGCUGUGGCAGACAGCGAGCACCUCAAAUCCAGCAACCAUCAUGAGCCCUUCGAAGUCUUCCAACAGGAAGAAGGCCAAGUGGAUUUCCGGACCGUCAGCUGGAUCCGAGCAUCAGCCAUCUUCCUGAAAAUGCUCUUCGCGACCGGUAUCCUCUCCAUUCCGUCCGUCAUGUACGAUCUCGGCGCCGUGCCGGGCGCCCUCAACGUGCUGGGCUGGUGCGGCCUCAACACGUACGGCGCGCUCGUGCUGGGCGACUUCCGGGACCGGUACCCGCAAUGCCACACGGUGGCCGACAUGGCGCAGCUGAUGGGGGGACCUAUCUUCCGGGAGGUGGUCGGGUUCCUGUUCAUCAUGACCUACGUGAUCACGGCGGCGUCGGGGGUGAUCGGGGUGUCAGCGGCGUUCAACGCGCUGUCGCUGCACUCGCUGUGCACGGUGUGGUUCUCAGUGAUAGCCACCGUGAUCAUCGCACUCUGCGCCAGCGUGCGCAAGUUUGCCCAUAUCGGUUGGCUGACCUGGGUGGGGUUUGCGAGUAUCCUCGGGGCGGUGUUCAUCAUUGUCAUUGGCGUAACAACCCUCUCCCGCCCCUCGACCGCCCCCCAACAGGGCCCCUACGACCUGGGCUACCACCUGACCAACCACCCAACCUUCGCCGCCGGCAUCACCGCCUCCUCCACCAUCUUCGUCUCCUCCGCCGCCACCUCCGCCUUUCUGCCUGUGAUCGCCGAAAUGCGACCCCCGACCGCCCCCGCCUACCGCAAAGCCGUCGCCCUCUGCAUGACGUUUAUCACCGCCAGCUACCUAACCUUUAGUCUUGUACUGUACCGCUACUGCGGGAAAUGGGUCGCCUCCCCGGCGCUGGGCAGCGCAGGCCCCGUGCUGAAGCGCGUAGCGUACGGCAUCGCCCUGCCGGGGUUACUCGUCAGCGGGGCGCUGUACAUCCACGUCGCGGCCAAGUACCUCUUCGUGCGGGUGUUAAGGGGCUCGCCCCAGCGGAGACGCCAUCUGCAGGCCAACACGCUGGUGCACUGGGGCACGUGGCUGGCGUGUGUGGUGGGUAUGGCGGCGACGGCGUGGGUGUUGGCCAGUGCGAUUCCGGUGUUUACGUAUGUGUUGGCGUUGGUGGGGGCGUUGGGGUUCGCGCCGCUGGGGAUUAGUUUGCCGGGAGUCUGUUGGUUGUAUGUUAAUGUUUGGCGAGGGAGGGAGGGAGAACAAGAAGGUGAGAGGAGUGAUCGGGGGAGGAAGAAGAAGAAGGAGAAGAAGAAGGAGAAGAAGAAGAAGGGGCUGGUAUGGAUGGUGUUGUGUGCGGUGCAUGUGGGCUUGGUGCUGUUGGGGCUGUUCAUGAUGGUCGGUGGCACGUAUGGAGUCGUGGUGCAGAUUCGCCAGGCGUAUAGGGAUGGGAGUGUGGAUGGGGUGUUCUCGUGCGCUGAUAACAGUGGGACGGUCUCUUGAUCGGUUAUAAGUAUGCUGAUGGUUGGUUAUAUAAGAGGGAGCCCUCUAUCAGCAUGGUUGAACCGUGCGUAUAUGCUUAGCAUUGGAUGUCUGUAGCGGUCAAAUUCGCCUGCGAGUG